CAGCCAGCUUCGUUAUCCCCCUUUCCCUCUGUACAGAUACAAAUCGCUUGCAUCAUCGUGACCGUGCACUUUAUUGGCCUUGUUAAAUAGAUUAGGAGUGUACGUCGUGUUUGUCGUUGGGAAAGCUUUCACCUCGAGAGUUUGAUCAUGGAGAUUUUGGACAUUCUCCCUGCCAAUUUCGGCUAUGUGAUCCUAACUUACUUCUACAGCUGGGUCAUGUUGACUUACCUCGGCGUGAACGUCGGCCGGGCGCGGAAGAAGUAUGACGUCAAGUACCCCACUAUGUACAGCACUAAGGACGACGUGUUUAACUGCAUCCAGAGAGCUCAUCAGAACACCCUAGAGGUUUAUCCACAGUGGCUGGUAUUCCAGACCAUUGCUUCACUGGUAUAUCCUACGGCUGCCGCUGUUCUGGGGGUUAUUUGGGUGACCAGCAGGUUCUCCUAUGCCUGGGGUUACUACACUGGCGACCCAGCCAAGAGGAUGAUCGGGGCAUAUGGCUACAUUGGCCUUUUCGGAUUGAUCUUCCUGUCAAUGUCUGUGGCACUGCAACUGCUUGGAGUCAUUUAAGAGCGUAUAAAUAAGCUCUUCUCUCGUAUAUAACACUGACCAAGUUCUCUUUAAAAAACAUUUUGUUAUAUCCUGUUAAUAAUUUUCACAAGUAUUCAUUGUCAUUUAUCUGUAAUCCCAAGAUACAUUGUUCCAUAUCCUUGACCAUAAUAUGCACAUAUAUGCAUGCAGUAAAUGUUUUUUUGUAGAACUGUGAACACUCAUUUCUAUAGCAUUAGCCAUGGCAUUGGUAUUUCUAUUAUAAAUAUACAGUGAAACGAACUUUCACUGUAAACUAAAUAUAUAUAUUUUGUAACUUUCAUGUGCCUUGAAUUUCAGCUGGAAUCAUAAUCAGAAUAAAAUACAUUCAUAUUUUAAA
Molecule: messenger RNA, 928 nt
Organism: Silurus meridionalis
Lineage: Eukaryota; Metazoa; Chordata; Actinopteri; Siluriformes; Siluridae
Gene: mgst3b
Product: microsomal glutathione S-transferase 3b
Exons: 4
Coding region: 148-570 (140 amino acids)
Cellular component (GO): endoplasmic reticulum; nuclear envelope; membrane
Molecular function (GO): glutathione transferase activity; glutathione peroxidase activity
Source: RefSeq, a predicted model, not a curated record